Aplosporella prunicola CBS 121167 is the source of this 2908-nucleotide messenger RNA. RefSeq lists its product as uncharacterized. The record is from RefSeq and is a predicted model, not a curated record. The transcript has 4 exons. Gene Ontology annotation, biological process: DNA replication initiation; DNA strand elongation involved in DNA replication; double-strand break repair via break-induced replication. Gene Ontology annotation, cellular component: nucleus; MCM complex. Gene Ontology annotation, molecular function: ATP hydrolysis activity; single-stranded DNA helicase activity; ATP binding. The coding region runs from base 108 to 2531 and encodes 807 amino acids. Lineage: Eukaryota; Fungi; Ascomycota; Dothideomycetes; Botryosphaeriales; Aplosporellaceae.
CCGCCUAACCUCCACCACCCUCCGCUCUCUCCCCACCACCACGAACUUGCGCCGCUGCAUCGCAUCCCUAUUCCGUUUCCCCUCCAAACUCUUCGGCUAGGGGCGCAAUGGCGCUUCUUACCUACCGCAACGUCGUCAACUACGGCGAGCAGCAGGCUGCGUUCGAGGACUUUUUGCGCUCCUACAAAUCAUCGUCAACCGAGGCCGCGGAUGCAUUGGAGGACCUCCAAAUCGACGGCGAGGAUGAGUACGACUUCAUGGACGAGUCUGAUGACGGCGAGGCUGCGCAGAGGAGUCGGCGGCGCGAUCGUGACCCCAAGGUCAAAUACAUGCAGAUGCUGCAAGACGUAGCCGAUCGGAAAGUCAAUCAAGUCGUCAUAGAGCUGGAUGACUUGGACGUCUACGAGAAGGGCCUCGACGAGGAGCAUGCUGGUCUGCAGCUAGUCGAUUCCAUCGCGAAGAACGCCAACCAUUACCUCGAGCUUUUCUCGAGAGCUGUGGACAAGGUUAUGCCCGAACCUAGCUCCGAGCCAACCUUCAAGGACGACGUGCUGGACAUUAUCAUGACCCAGCGCUCUAGACGCAACGAGAGGAUCCAGGAAAGCGCCGCCGCAGACAACGCAGGAGUUGCGCCCGAUUCAAUUUUCCCUCCGGAAUUGACAAGGAGAUAUACUCUCAACUUCAAGCCGCUUACUCCAUCGGGCUCGAGCAGCGAACGCAGCAUUAAGGCGCUCGCCGUGAGACAGGUCCGCGGAGAGCACCUUGGUAACCUGAUUACCGUCCGUGGUAUUGCCACCAGGGUUUCCGACGUCAAGCCGUCUGUCCAGGUCAACGCAUACUCUUGUGAUAGAUGCGGCUGCGAAAUCUUCCAGCCUGUUUCGGCCAAGCAGUUUACCCCUCUCGUCCAAUGUCCCUCGCAAGAAUGCAAACAAAACGAUGCCAAGGGUCAGCUCUUCCUUUCAACUCGCGCGUCCAAAUUCCUUCCGUUCCAGGAGGUCAAGAUUCAAGAGAUGGCAGACCAGGUGCCUGUCGGCCACAUUCCCCGCCAACUCACGAUCCACUGCCACGGCGCGAUGGUCCGUCAGAUCAACCCCGGCGAUGUGAUUGAUAUUGCGGGCAUUUUCCUCCCUACUCCCUACACUGGUUUCAAGGCCAUCCGCGCCGGCCUCUUGACGGACACCUAUCUCGAAGCACAGUCGGUCAACCAGCACAAGAAGGCUUAUGAUGACAUUGUUCUGGCUCAACCUACUCUCCGUCGCAUGAAUGAACUGGAGAGGUCCGGUCAACUAUACGAGUACCUUUCCCGCUCCAUCGCACCGGAAAUCUUCGGUCACUUGGACGUGAAGAAGGCGCUGCUGCUGCAGCUGAUUGGAGGUGUGACCAAGGAAAUGGGCGACGGCAUGCGCAUCCGUGGUGACAUCAACGUCUGCCUGAUGGGUGACCCUGGUGUUGCCAAGUCCCAGCUUCUCAAGUACAUCACCAAGGUCGCUCCUCGCGGUGUCUAUACCACUGGCCGCGGUAGCAGUGGUGUCGGUUUGACUGCAGCCGUGAUGAGGGACCCCGUUACCGACGAGAUGAUUCUUGAGGGCGGUGCCCUGGUCCUUGCUGACAACGGCAUGUGCUGUAUUGAUGAAUUUGAUAAGAUGGACGAUUCUGACCGCACUGCCAUCCACGAAGUCAUGGAACAGCAGACCAUUUCCAUUAGCAAAGCUGGUAUCACUACCACAUUGAACGCCCGGACAUCCAUCUUGGCUGCCGCCAACCCGCUGUACGGUCGCUACAACCCGCGCGUCUCUCCCGUAGAGAAUAUCAACUUGCCCGCCGCCCUGCUCUCCCGUUUUGAUGUCCUUUUCUUGAUCCUGGAUACCCCGUCGAGAGACGCAGACGAGGAGCUCGCCCGCCACGUUACCCACGUCCACAUUCACAACAAGCACCCCGAGCAAACCGGCGGAGUCGUCUUCACACCUCACGAAGUGCGCCAAUGGGUCGCGCGCGCGCGCUCUUUCCGGCCCGUUGUCCCCAAGGAAGUCAGCGACUACAUGGUGGGCGCGUACGUGCGCAUGCGGCAGCAGCAAGCGCGCGACGAGUCGGCGCGCCGCGCCUUCACGCACACGUCGCCGCGUACGCUGCUCGGUGUCUUGCGUCUAUCGCAGGCGUUGGCGCGCCUGCGCUUCGCGGAGACGGUCAUUGUGGAGGACGUCGACGAGGCGCUGCGGCUGGUCGAGGUCAGCAAGGCCUCGUUGUAUGCUGACGACCGCAACCGCGGCGCCGACCAGACCCCGAGCAGCAAGAUCUUCCACCUCAUCCGCGCGAUGAAGGACAGCGGUGCCGCGGCGGUGGGAGACGGCAGCGGCGGCGAGCUGGAUCUCAGGAGGGUCAGGGAGCGUGUGUUGGCGAAGGGGUUCACGGCGGAUCAGUUCGAGGAGGCUGUCGACGAGUAUGCAAUGCUGGAUGUCUGGCAAACGGCGGGCGAGGGCACGAGACUCGUGUUCAUCGAGGCCGAGGACGAUGGCAUGGACGAGGACUUGUAGUAAAACGAGCGUAACUCUACGGCGGCGGCGGCGGCGGCGGCGGAGACGGAAAUUCGCGCUGGCGUUCUGGUGGCGUUGAGGGCGGGCGUGGAGGGCUCUUCUGUGUUGUGUUGUGUUGUGUUGUGCUCUUUCGGGCGGGAGGUUGCGUUGGAUACCAUUGUGCGGACGAAAAUGGAUGGGCGGGUGCGUUUGGAGAGGAGCUUGCUCGGAGAAGCAUGGUCGGCUUGGGGAGAUGCAGCUAUAUGUAAAUGUAUCAUGAAAGUUUGUCGCAACGGAAUUAGCUCACUUGGAUCUGAGACUGCCAGGCGCCGUGAUUGAGGCGGGUAGAGUAAAAACUGGUCCCUCCUCCACUCACUCUCUUCCUAAAUCCUUGGGCG